GCGCGCGCGGCUCCGUGUGACGUCGCUGGUUGAUGUGUCCUGAUGUUGGAGGUGCUGUAAAAAGAUCACUCAGAAUGCCUGGAAAUGUGCGAAAGUUAAGGGAUGAAGAUGUGAAUCCAUGUCUUGAGGAAACUGAUGCCUCCAGGAAGUGCCUAGAAGCAAAUAAUUACAACAAAGAUAUGUGCACCCAGUAUUUUCUGAGGUAUAAAAUGUGUCGGAAAUUCUGGAACAACAUAAUGAUUCAAAGACGAAGAAAUGGCAUUCGCCCUGACAUGCCAACAGCGAAUGAUAGAAAAGAAAUUUUGGAAGAAUACAAAGAGAAGCCCUACUGAUGUUCUUGGUUCUGAAAAAUGAUCAAUGUCAAUGAAUCCACUUGAAUAAUUUAGAAUAUGUAAUUUUAUAUCUAAAUAAAACUUUAUCAAAUUAAUGCAAACGUAACAUCAGAUAACAAAAGAGUGUAUAUUUCACAAAGGAUAUGUAUCCAAUUCUUAGAAAUUAAAUGCCUAACAGCACUGUCUUAAGAUUUGCAUAAUGGGAACAAAUUGCUAAAACACACUAUUUUUAAAAGCAUGCAGAUUAUAAUAACUUAAAAAUAAUUCUCUUUAAAAAUUGAUCUUAUAUGGACUGCCAGGAAAGGUGAUGGAAGCUAGGAAUUCUAUUUUGGACUAAGAUAUGUGUGUUACUUUUGUCAAUCUAGGCCACUGCAUAUGCCAAAAAAUACUCCAUCUCAAGUUUUAUGUAAAAACUAUUGCCCUGGAGUUUGCAGUCAGCAACAGAGAGAUGACACUCUUCACUGACCUUGCAGAAAGCUGACCAUAAAAUAUCUAGCGAUCUCUGUGACAUGGUUUUCACCAUACCCAGUGUUGAUUUCAUUUUGGUGCCAACACAAGGUGGUGGCUGAUGUUCAGCAACUGGGCUGUCAUUACCGGCCAAUCACAUGGAAGAAUUCUCAUAGAAAAAGAAUUGAUUAUGCUUUGUAAUAGUUUUACAGGCAGCAAUAUAAGUAUGGAGAAAUGCACAUGGAAUUAAGGUUGAAGCUGAAUUUUAAACUUUCACAUUUUACAUUUUAAAAUUUAUGGGAGUUCUUUUUUAAUGGAGAAAAUUGACAUCUAACAUUUAAAAUUAUUUUUGAGGGGUUGUUCAGUAGUAAUUAUGAACUUGGUAUGUUGUUUACACAAUUACCUCAUUCAGUAAGGCUUAACUUUAAGGAUUGUUAUAGUGAGACUAAUGAUGUAAGAGUGAAAGUUUGUGUCAAUUUAAGUCAUUUACAAAGAUUUCUGUCUGUGGGGACUUCAGCAUACCCUGUGGAGGAGCAGGGAAUCGCUGGACAUCUUCAGGAUUUCUGUGUUGAAUUGCACAUAUGCAGUUUCAUAGUUGUUAUUAUUGUUUGUUGUAUGUUUGUUCAGUCAGUCUCACAGAGUUUGAGUCUUGUAUGGUUGAACAGUAACUGUUUAUUGAUAACAUAUAACUAUGCACAUAUAUACAGGAUGUAGCCCAAGCUAUCUCCAUGCUUGCUUCUACACAGGUCACUGCUCAGUCCACAACUGACUUUAGUCUCAGGUCAUGUGUCUCUUUACAUCACACUGUGAGCAGUACUGUUUCCCAGUCUCACAUUAACCCUUGCAAUGCCAGAUACCUUAUACUACACCACCCCCCCCUCAAAUCUUCACCCAACAUAUUUAAAUUACAAUCAUGCUACCCCUUUUCCUCCCUCAAGUUUCUGACUUUAUAGAUUCAGACUAUCUGGAGGCUUGACAAUUCUUCCAGAUCGCAUUUGGUGGAGUGAUAGGCUCUGUUGAUUUGGGCGACCUUUGAAGAUUUGGAGUUUGAAUUGUAGUCUGUUUCUGGCACUUAAUUGUUGUCUUCCGAUACACUUUUUCUGCUCGUUGGAGUUGAACAUCUUUGUCAGCUCCCCAUUUGCUCUGCUCAGGGACCACUGACUUGAAUUGUUCUUCCGGAGAGAGUGUUCACUCUGUUCAUUUGUGGUACGAACCUCUGUUUUUAUUCUAUGUGAUCUUUGUGGGAGUUGAAGGUGUCUCCCCCAGUCGUUUGGCUGUUCCUCAUCAGUGAGCUCAUCUUGCAGUUUGGCUUUUGUUGCGACACUGUUUUUCCAUGUUUCUCUGUGCAUCACUGAGGUGUGCUCUGGUGAGUUGAUCACCGCUAGUUCCUUGCUCCAACAUUGUUUUGCAGCUUUGUGCGUUGUCUGGAGGUUGCAGUGUCUGCCUUGGUAUUUAAAGGUAGUUUGACAGCAACUGUUGGAGCUGAGUGUUGGUGCCUAUUCUUCUGUUACUAGUCAUUUUCCUCAAGUAUCUUCCAUUCAAGGUACAGUGGUAAUUAUCUGAAGGUUUAGCUUGUCUGACCAAAGAGAAUCUUAUGCCGUUUGCAAAGAAAUAGACCAAACAAGCUCUGUGAAGAGUGAACUUUUCACAUUUUACAUUUUUAAAUUUGAGAGUUUUUUAUAAUGGAGAAAAUUGACAUCUAAUAGAUAUAAAAUUAUUUUUUAGGGGUUGUUCAAUAGUAAUUAUGCACUUGGUAUGUUGUUAACACAAUUACCUCAUUUAGUAAGGCUUAACUUUAAGGGUUAAUUCAGCUCAAGUUCCAGUCGCGAAUCUCUUGACUGGCAGCUGGCAGGCCUCUCGGGAACUUGCAGUUCCGUUUAGUUGACGACAGAGGUUGACUUGGCACCUUCUACCAUUUUAACAAGAUUAAGGGUGACACAGGCAUCUGCUUGAGAAAAAUAUUGGUUUCAGGUUACGUAUAUGACUUCAAGUAUCUGCUUGUCGCCAUACCCUCGUGGCUCUAGGACCAUGCCUAUGACUGGAAGUUGGAUUCCUGAAAAAGCAGUGUGUGUUAUUCGUAGCCAGAGGUGUCUCAGCCACAGUUCCUUAUCUGAAAGCACCACAAUACUGUCUAAUUUGAAUUUGGUGAUGUGACUUUACUGAGAUGACCACAUUCCAAAAGAGAAUCCAAAAUCCUUGACCUCACCCAAGAAGCACAGUUGGGUCUCAUGGUGUGGGACCUCAAUCUCAUGGGUUGUCUUGAGAUCCUCCGCCUGUCUGGGUGUCUUAGCUUUGCAUGGUUAUCUGAAGUAUCCCAGGCAAUUGCAGUGAAGCACUGCACUGAGAUUGCCAGACGUGGCUCUCGGCUGUAAGGUCAUUUGGCUCCACAGUGCUGACGUGGUCUCCCACCGUCUUGUGAUCUGUUUGGAUAUUGCUUUUUUGGCCUGGAGAAUGUCUGCCCCCUUUAUUGUUUCACUAGCCAGGCAAUUAAGAUUGCUCUGUACCAUGGCUUACUUUCACCCCGUUAAAAUAGAUUGGUGCUGUUGGUGGAUUUCAAACUGUCUGACUACUUGAAUAGCCUUUUCUAGAGUCUGAUCUUCCCUGAUCUAUAGUAUGUCUGGAAGGGCAUUGUCAGCCACCCUGACAAUUCUGUCUCUUAUGAGUUCUGACUUAAGGUCACAGUAGUCACAGCCUUCAGCCAAUCUGUAUAAUUUCUUUAUAAGAGUCGGCUGGUUUCCCAGGCUGUUGGAAAGUUUGUUGAAUUUCACAUGCUCUCAAAUUUUGUUGCUUCUUUGAUUCAAAUAUGUAUCAAAUGAUUUUAGAACUUCAUCAAAUGUUCUGAGGAUUCGUUUAUUCCUUGUCCCUCAAUAAUAUCAUCAACUAUUGGACCUACUGAAUAAAGUAGUGUACUCACUU
Molecule: messenger RNA, 3695 nt
Organism: Carcharodon carcharias (great white shark)
Lineage: Eukaryota; Metazoa; Chordata; Chondrichthyes; Lamniformes; Lamnidae
Gene: chchd7
Product: coiled-coil-helix-coiled-coil-helix domain containing 7
Exons: 4
Coding region: 33-332 (99 amino acids)
Source: RefSeq, a predicted model, not a curated record